UUUGCCUUCCCCUCCGCUGGAAAGAGGGUCGCGGAGCCAUGGCCGCCGGGGGGGACGGCGGGCUCUUCGAUGCCCUGGUGCUGGGCGCCGGGAUCCAGGGCUCCUGCGCUGCCUACCACCUGGCCCGCCGCCGGCUCAAGACGCUCUUGCUGGACCAGUUCCCGCUGCCCCACACGCGAGGAAGCUCCCACGGCCAGAGCCGCAUCUCCCGCAGCGCUUACCCGCAAGAUCGCUACCUGGCUCUGAUGGCCGAAGCGAAGCGGCUCUGGGCCCAGCUGGAGGCCGAGUCGGGCACUCAGCUGCACAGGCCAAUGCUCGCCCUGGUGGUGGGACGCCAGGAGAACCCCGAGUUCCAGAGCUACAGGCGGACCAUGGAGCGCCACCGGUUGCCAUGUGAAAUCCUGACCCCCCAGGAGUUGGCCAACCGGUUCCCGGGGAUCCAGCCCUACGGCGGAGAGAUGGCCGUGACCGACCCCACGGCAGGCGUCUUGUAUGCCAACAAGGCCCUCAGGGCUGUGCAGGACCUCUUUCAGAGGCACAGGGGGGUCUUGAGGGACGGAGAGAAGGUUCUCCAAAUCCUGCCGGGAUCAGUGGUCACAGUUACCACCAGCCGAGGGAAGUACCAGGCGAAGCGCCUAGUGGUCACAGCCGGUGCGUGGACGAAUCAACUCCUGGCUCCCUUGGGGCUGCAGCUGCCUCUUCAGGUCUGCUACCACCACGGCUCCCCCACGGACCCUGACAAGCCCAACCAGAAGGGUGGGGUCUCUCCUCCAGUGCCCGACCUCCAGCGCCUGCAGGAUUUUGUGAGCAAGUAUCUGCCGGGACUCGAUCCGGAGCCUGCAGUCCAGGAAUGGUGCUUAUACACGAACACUCCAGACAGGGACUUCAUUCUGGACCGACACCCCCGUUUUGAAAACAUUGUCAUCGGAGCCGGGUUUUCAGGCCACGGGUUCAAGUUUGCACCGGUCGUGGGAAAGAUCCUGUGUGAACUGAGUCUGGGGGAGCAGCCCACCUACGACCUCACCCCCUUUCGGCUCAGCCGCUUCCAGGAGCCCCCCAAAGCCAACUUGUGAUCUCCAUUUGGGAGGGGAGAAAAGGUUUCCCGCAGCAGCCUCACCACAAUCCAUCUUUUUUCCCCCAGUAGUUUUUUUUAAUGUAAUAAUAAUAAUAAUAAUAAUAAUAAUAAUAAUAAUAAUAAUAAUAAUAAUAAUAAUAAUAAUAAUAAUAAUAAUAAUAAUAAUAAUAAUAAUAAUAAUAAUAAUAAUAAUAUUUUAAUUUUUAUACCACCCUUCUCCCGAAGGACUCAGGGCGGUGAACAGCCAG
This is a messenger RNA of Ahaetulla prasina, 1323 nucleotides long. It is a transcript of the gene PIPOX, whose product is annotated as pipecolic acid and sarcosine oxidase. Gene Ontology annotation, molecular function: sarcosine oxidase activity; L-pipecolate oxidase activity; flavin adenine dinucleotide binding. The record is from RefSeq and is a predicted model, not a curated record. Gene Ontology annotation, cellular component: peroxisome. NCBI's taxonomy places the organism in Eukaryota, Metazoa, Chordata, Lepidosauria, Squamata, Colubridae. Bases 39 to 1073 code for a protein of 344 amino acids. The transcript has 7 exons.